Molecule: messenger RNA, 972 nt
Organism: Humulus lupulus (European hop)
Lineage: Eukaryota; Viridiplantae; Streptophyta; Magnoliopsida; Rosales; Cannabaceae
Product: probable lipid phosphate phosphatase beta
Exons: 1
Coding region: 50-685 (211 amino acids)
Molecular function (GO): sphingosine-1-phosphate phosphatase activity
Source: RefSeq, a predicted model, not a curated record
CAAAUUUCAGCUCUCCAUUCUAAUCUCUUGGCGGCCCAAACAGAGCCCAAUGGACUCGUCUUCCUCCUCCUCGUCCCCGGCGGAACCCAGCACCAUCACCGGAGCCACCACUUCGCCGCUCAUCCUCGGCGGCAUAAUAAGCUUAGACAGCAAGGUCUCGUUCCAGCUCCACACUCUCUGCCGACCAUUCCUUCCUCACUUCAUCCUCUUCCUCCUCGAACUAUCAGCCGAUUUUCGCUUCUUCUUCCCCAUCUCCCUCUCCCUCCUCCCGGCUCGCCAGCUCCGACCAUUUAUCAUCCCCUUCCUCCUCGGCCUCCUCCUUGACCUUGUCCUCGUCUGCCUCAUCAAGAUUUCCGUCCGUCGCUCCCGCCCUCACUACAACCCCACCAUGAACGUCGCCGUUUCGGCCGACCACUUCUCCUUUCCCAGCGGCCAUUCCUCUAGGGUUUUCCUUGUCGCCUCCCUUGUUCACCUCUCCGCCUCCGUCUUUGCCGAUGCCCUCGGCUCCGAAGGCAAGAUCGUAAAUUUGCUCAUUGCGCUUGUUUGGGUCUGGGCAGCGGCCACUUCUGCGUCUAGGGUUUUGCUCGGACGGCAUUUCGUUGUCGAUGUAUUUGCAGGGGCUCUUUUGGGUGUGCUUGAAGGUCUCUUCGCUUUGCAUUUUCUGAAGAUUGAGAAAUUCUUUUGAGGUAACAAAUUACCAAAGCAAUUCUUCCAUUUGUGGAAAAAAAAAAUGAUUUUUGAUAAAUCUAAACUGAUAUCAAAAGCUCUGUAUCUGUUAGCAACAAUUGUAUUGUAUGUACUAAUUUGUUAAGAUCCUUAUCUGUAAUCAUAAUCAAUGAUCAUUGUUUGGAAGAUCCAAUCUUCCCCUUGAUUUUGGGAUAUAGUAUUUAUAGUCUUUCACUGGUGGAAUUAGCAGUGUACAAAUUCAUUUUGAAUGAUUGUUUCAUCAAGCUAAAUGAAACUCUUUUUUUA